This is a messenger RNA of Acanthopagrus latus (yellowfin seabream), 2424 nucleotides long. It is a transcript of the gene sclt1, whose product is annotated as sodium channel and clathrin linker 1. The coding region runs from base 124 to 2178 and encodes 684 amino acids. Gene Ontology annotation, cellular component: centriole. The record is from RefSeq and is a predicted model, not a curated record. Gene Ontology annotation, biological process: clustering of voltage-gated sodium channels; cilium assembly. The transcript has 22 exons. NCBI's taxonomy places the organism in Eukaryota, Metazoa, Chordata, Actinopteri, Spariformes, Sparidae.
UUUUUACUUCCGCUUUGUGAAGACGGAACAACUUCUGUGGUGCAUAUCUUCAUUGCCAUUGGUCGUUGUUUGUUUGCUUCAAAACUGAAGGCGGAACCGAAGAUUAAAGACUGCACCUUCAUCAUGGAGGCAGAAGUUGAGUUUUUACGAGAUCAAGUCCACAGGUUAAACUCGGCUCUCAGCCAGUAUCAGUAUGGGCACCACAGUCAGUCUACAUCAUCUCAGGUGGAGGAGGCAAGACGGGCGGAGUCUCCUGCACCGUGGAUCUCUGACAGAAGUAUAAUGGCUCCUCUGAUAUCAGAGUAUGAUCGGCACAUGGAUGAAAUGACCGAGCAGCUACAGAGAUACCAGACACAGAUGACAGACGUCAAAGUGAAGUUGGAGAGGGUUGUCAAGGAGAAUGAAAGGUUGCAUGCAGAGCUGAGGGAGUGUGUUGAGAAGCAGCUUCAUGCCCUACCCAUGGCUUCAGGAGUGGAGGGCAACACAGUGGAGGAGGAAGCGUUCACCAAAAACCUCCAAGAACAGAUCCAGCUGUCUGAACAGGAGCGGGUGCAGGCCAUGGAGCUGUGGCAGACAGCAGCCCAGGAGCUGGACCGCCUCCAGCAGGCCUACCAGAAGACCAUCUCUGAUGGACAGAUCCACAAUGCACAGAGACAGCAGCUCAAGGAUCAGCUUGUUCAGUUCCAGCAGCACACACACAAACUUCAACUGGCCAAUCAGAGACUGGAAUCGACGAACCAGCAGUUCCUGAAGACGGUGACGGAGCAGAGCACGGAGAUGGAGGAGCUACACUGCCAGCUCAGGCAGGCCAAGGCUGAGUUGAGGACGGCCACAGCUAAAGUAGAUGAGAUGACCAAACUGCUGCAGAAUGUCCAGGACCAAAUGCAGAGACGGGAGGAUGAUGUGGCAGAGGCUCAGGGCCGAGAGGAUGCAGCAGACAGACGGCUCCAGCAGCUUCAGGCGGCCUUGAGCCAGCUAGAGACCAGACUAAAAGCUGCCUCUCAGGAGGCAGAGGCAGUUCGUAGAGAGCAAACUGUGUGGGAGAGAAAAGUGGGGGAACUCCAGUCGCGUUGCACCACUCUAGAAGAGGAGAAGUACGAGGCCCUGGCCAAAGUGAGAGAGAGUGUUCAAGUGGCCGAGGAGGCUGCACUGCAGAAAGAUCAGGCCCUGUUAAGAGAGAAACAGAAGGCAGAAGAGCUGGAGAAGACAAAGGAGGCCAUCAAACAGUUAAUCCACGAUGCUGCAGUCCGCACAAGAAAAGAGGUGGAUAAUGUGCGCAAGCAGUGCAACGUUCAAAUCCACCGCAUGGCUGAAGAGCUGUCUGCACUGCAGCUGGAGUGUGCAGAUAAAGAGUCUCAGAUUGAGAGGUCUCGGCGGGAGAGAAAAGCCGUAGAGGAGGAGCUGGAGAAGGUGUAUAAGGAGGGUAGGGCAGAGCCAGAGUUCAGGAAGAUUGAUGCUCUUCACCAGAGGUGUCUGGAUGCAGAGAGGAUGAAGGACGACAUGAGCCUCACUUUGCAAAGCACCCAGAACAAGCUGAAAAAGAUGGAGAUGGACUACAGUGAGGAGCUGUCGCGGUGCCAGGAGGAAGUGCGGCGGCUGCAGAGCUCUCUGGCUUCAGCCCGGGACGACUGUGUCGGCGUCAGCGACGAGCGGCUCCAGCUGCAGCAAGAGAACCUGCAGCUUCGCAGGGAGAUGGAUGAGCUGCGCAAAGCCACUCUGCUGGCCCAAAAGAAUGCCAAACAACAGGUGUCACAGAUGGAGCAGGAGUACAGCCUGAAGGAGCAGGGACUGAGCGCACAGGUGCGGGAGCUGGAGGAAUGUAUGCGUAGCUCCAGUGCUGAAAUGACGAGCCUCGUUACAGCGCAGCAGAAAAGAACCCAGCACUGGAAAGAAGAGGCCAAGAACCUGAUUCAGUCCUUUGAGACUAAAAUCACAGGCAUAAAAGCAGAGCUGAAUCGACAGAAGCAGCGCUCGCACGAGCUGGAGCUGCAGCUUGAAACUGACCAUAAUACUGUUGCCGAGUACGAGAGGCAGCUCGCAGAGUAUCAAGAGAAGACGAGUCGUCUCCAGAGACGACUGACACAAGCUGAACAAAGGGCAACCACUGCCACGCAACAGCUGACUAUGUUGGCAUCACAGCGAAGGAAAACAGCCAUAGUUGAUCAAGAGACUGCAUAACUGUCACUUUGCUAUGGGAAAAUAAUGUAGCAUGUGUGUGAAGAACAUGUUGCUCUGGGCCAAAAUAUUGAUACCUCAACAAUGUCAGUGCUUUGGUGAUUCACUGAAAAACAUGUUCCCGUUUUCUACACUAUUGUACCAAAUGUUUUCUGUUGAAUGUAUUUAUAAGGAUUAAAUGAGAUAUUUUGCGCAGGAUGAUACAUAAACUUUGUAAUAUUACUAUAAAAUAAACACCUUCAAAAUACA